CCCCUAUUUGUGGCCAAGGCCACAUCAUUGGUUCGCGUCGCUAGCAAACACGUUUCUCAAUCACCUUCACCCGAAAACCCCGAUUUCCCAGUGUCCCCUAGGAGGAAAAUAGUCUAUUAUCGGCAUAUUGUAUUUAGUAGUCGUAUCCAAUUACUUAAGGUUACAUAUCUGGCGCAUCAGAGGCAAAACAGCGUCGCCAUUUUGCGUCGUGGCAGUUGACGUAGCGUGCUGACGAUAGGGUGGUUUCUUUAUUAUAUUUCGGAGUGAGGAGUCCAAGAUAACACAUUGAGGUGGGGCCUGCUCUGUCUGGAUAACACCCAUCAUGCCUGUUGGAUGGGACAUUCUCCUCAGGCACCUGAGUCACCACAGCUACCUGAGCUGUGCCCCUGGGCCGGGCGCCCUUCCGACCCUGGGACCACUGGGGCGGCUACUCCUGCGGAACCUGACAGCACUAUGGAGGAGGGAUGUGGAGCUCGGACUGAAUGUACCCGUGGUGCCCGCGGCUCUACCGGACAGAUUGAUCGGUGAUCCUGCACAGUCACUGACAGACUCACUCGCUGCCCUCCAUGCAGCUCAGGCCUCUCUCCACCUCACACCGCCCUUUGGGGUCACCUUAGAGCGACCUGCCGCCGGACCGCUGACCCCGCCCGAGCAGCUGGAGGCCACGCCCCCUCCGGCCGACGCCCCGCCCACCGCCGGUGGUCAUUUGUCUCUCGUGCUGGCCGUGCCCCCGGCCGACGCCCCGGAUUGGCAUCAAACACUACAGCGGCGCCGGCGUAUAUGGUGGCGGGAUCUGGCGGACGAUCCGGGUAACUACAGCCUCGCUCAGAGCUCACCAGAUGACGCGCAGGUGCUGUUCGACAGGCGCCUGCCUGUGGAGCGGUUGAGGAGUCACGGACUGCAUGCAAUUGAGGGCGCUGGAGAGACACAGGAGGCACACGUGUUCACCUGUGAGCUGUGCCUCCAGUCGGCCCUGUACUCCGUCUGCGGAGACGCACUGGACGCUGGCGCGCUCCGCCUCCAGGAGCGUUUGGCGCCAUACCGGCGCGCGGUUCCUUCGCGCCACGACUGGCCCGAGGAGCUGCGCGCGCUGGCGCUGCAUAUCAGCAACCAGCUGCGGUCGUCGGGUGUUUCCGUGUUUCCGCUACCGGAGGAGAUGCCGGCGGAAGGAGAGGAGGACCAGUCAAACUCUGAGGAGGCCCAGAGGGACGGAGAGAGGACUAACGCGUCCAGCACAGUGGAGGAGCCGUGGCUGGCGGCGCCUCUCCGCUCUUCUGACGGCGCCGGUGUUCCUCUGACCGUUCUCCUCUCCGAGAGAACCCUCCAAGACGGCGUGUGCCGGCUCCGCUCCCGGGACACGUCACUCAGUCAUCAGGUACACGUCAGUCAGAUCACUGACGGUGGCUGAUGUGACGUCAGUGUGCAGCUGUGUUGACGUCAUGUGAUGUUGAUAGUGCAGUGUAGCUCUCUGACGUUUGCGGGAUUAAAGGUGACUCAUCGAAUCAUUGUAGGUAUAUUUUGCAUUCACAUCACAUGUUUGUUAAAGAAGUGAUCAACAUCGUGACACCAAGCGUUGCGUUACUGUGUCUGCUAGGGUCUGCCAGUGCCAAGUACGAUCAUCUGUGAUGCCAGUGAUUGGAACUUGUUUCGUCGUAUACUUUGGCUGUUGGAAGUUUUCGAUGUGCCUUUUUGCGUGGCUCAUACGAUUUAUCGAGUCCUGUUCCACGGGUCAGUUCGAGGCCAGUGGAAUUUUCCGCCUCCCCAGUUGUAUUUCAACGCUGAGGAGCUUGUAGACGAAUUUGUAAUGGUUUUGAACGGCUUUGUUGGAAUCAUUGCAAGUGAUAAAGAGCCAGGCUAAUAUUUAUCCAAUACCCAAUGUGAAAUUAGGUAUUUAUUGGGAAAACAUGUUUUUUUCAGUUUUUGCAAUAAAAACGUAGCUGAU
Amphibalanus amphitrite is the source of this 1942-nucleotide messenger RNA. RefSeq names its product DNA polymerase subunit gamma-2, mitochondrial-like. Lineage: Eukaryota; Metazoa; Arthropoda; Thecostraca; Balanomorpha; Balanidae. The coding region runs from base 323 to 1408 and encodes 361 amino acids. The transcript has 6 exons. The record is from RefSeq and is a predicted model, not a curated record.